AUGGCAGAGAAUAGUUCUAACUUGAAGUCACCUAGAGCGAAGAAAACUAUGGAAAAAGCUAAAAUAAAAAGCGGAUCUCCUUUUUUGAGAUCUCAAUCUGGAGAAAGACCAAGCAAGCCCACAACUCCAUUACAGCGAUCAUCUUACAUCCCCCCUUGGAGUGAACCUUACAUUAUUGGUGUAGCUGGCAAUUCUGGGUCCGGAAAGACUUCAGUUUCUCAAAGAAUCAUUCAAGAGUUGAACCAACCAUGGACUGUGCUUUUGUCUUUUGAUAAUUUCUAUAAGCCAUUGAACAAGAAGGAGAGAGAAAUUGCAUUUAAAAACGAAUAUGACUUUGACAUGCCGACUUCUCUAGACUUAGAUCUUUUAGUAAAUACAGUCAAGUCUUUAAAAAGAGGAGAAAAGACUGAAAUUCCUGUUUAUUCGUUUGAACAUCAUAAUCGUACCAGCAAGACAACAACUAUUUAUGGAGCUAAUGUAAUUAUUAUUGAAGGGAUUUAUGCAUUGUAUGACUCGAGGUUACUAGAUUUAAUGGAUAUAAAGAUAUACAUCGACACUGCACUAGACGUCUGCCUUGCCAGAAGACUUACAAGAGAUAUUCUUUAUAGAGGCAGGGACUUGCCGGGAGCCUUGAAGCAGUGGGAGACAUUUGUGAAACCUAAUGCAGUUAGAUACGUGAGUCCAACUAUGCUGAAAGCAAACUUAGUUAUUCCAAGAGGAAUGGAUAAUCAAAUAGCGAUAAAUCUUAUGAUCAAGCACAUUCAGAAGCAGUUGCUGAUCAAAAGUUAUGCCCAUUUGAAAAACUUAAAAGAAUUGGGUUUAAGACAAGAAUUUAAAGUUCAGCAAUUCAGAAACAUAAAGCUUUUACCGGAAACAAAUCAUACUCGCGGAAUUAAUUCCAUUUUAUUCAAUAAACGCUCAGAAAGAGCUGACUUCAUUUUCUACUUCGAUAGGAUUGCGAUCCUAAUUAUUGAAGGCGCUUUAGAAUUUUUGACUAACUUCAAGAAGAAAGAAAUAUUGACGCCAACUCAGGAAGUUUUUCACGGCGUGUGUCAAGAUGACGAAAUUAUCGCUGUCAACGUCAUCCGAUCGGGUGAUUGUUUUAUGAACGCAAUUAAAAAGACAUUUCCUGAAAUUUCAAUUGGAAAACUCUUGAUUCAAUCGGACUCAUUGACAGGAGAACCACAAUUACAUACGGACUCGCUACCUAAGGACUUAAUCUCUAAAAAGGUGUUUCUCUUUGAUGCUCAGAUCAUCAGUGGUGCGGCUGCAAUAAUGGCAAUCCAAGUCUUAAUUGAUCAUGGGGCUAAGGAAGAAGAUAUGGUAGUCUGUUCGUAUUUAUCUACCGAGAUUGGUUUGAAACGGAUUCUCAAUGUCUUUCCUCAUGUUAAACUUGUACUAGGGAAACUUAGUUCUGGAGAAACUUGUAAAAUAUAUCCUUGGUAUAACCAAGAAAAGUUUUUGGAUACAGAUUGGCACUUCAGAAAUAGAUUUAUCGACAGCUUAUAUUUCGGUACUAAUUAA
Priceomyces carsonii is the source of this 1524-nucleotide messenger RNA. It is a transcript of the gene URK1, whose product is annotated as uridine kinase. Lineage: Eukaryota; Fungi; Ascomycota; Pichiomycetes; Serinales; Debaryomycetaceae. The transcript has a single exon. Gene Ontology annotation, cellular component: cytoplasm. The record is from RefSeq and is a predicted model, not a curated record. Bases 1 to 1524 code for a protein of 507 amino acids. Gene Ontology annotation, molecular function: uridine kinase activity; ATP binding. Gene Ontology annotation, biological process: pyrimidine-containing compound salvage.